GCCCCCUCCUCCCCCACUUCGUAGCCUCCGUUGGAGUCCCAGCGUUUUCUCCCUCCCUUCCUCUUUCUCUCUCCUCUCUUCCUUCGGUGCCAAUUUCGAGCAGCGCUGCCCGGAUCCAAAGUUCGCUCCUUUGCGCCUCCCUGCGCCGACCGAGAGGAAGCUUUUUGCCGGGUUUUGGCCAAAAUCGGGCUACAUGGCGGACGAGUUGGUGGAGGAAGAGUUCGAGCCCUUGUUCGAUUACCGCCGCGUGCAGCCCAAGUUCGUUUACGUCGAUGAUGAUGAUUCUGACGAGGAGCCGAUUAUCAUCUCGAAACGGCAGAAGGUAUCCGGAGAUGGGAAGGGAGGGAAUGAUGGCAUUCCUCAAGUGAUUAUCUGUGACGACAAGAAAGAAGGAAAGGAGGAGGAAGAAGAAGAUGAUUGGCUGCCCCCACCACCCAAAUUUGACGCCAAUGCAGGGAGUAAGCCCCCCGAAGAUCCUGCACUCAAGGAAUUGAGGUUGUUGAAGCAGGAGCUUCAAACCUGUGCACAAUCUGCCAGAGAUUGGUUACAAUCCGUGGAGGAUUCUGCUCAGAGAAAGGUUUCUAGUCCAUCUCAAUCUUUGAAGGAUGCUCCUGCUGAAUUACCAAAGCCUCAAUAUGAGAGAGCUAAGAUAGUGAUAUCGAUACAGGACAAGGAUGGGCCCAAGCAAUUUCGUGUUUUUCUGGAUGACAGUUUUGAGCGGCUGUUCAAGUUAUAUGCAGAUAGAGUCAAGCUUAACCAAGAAAAUUUAGUAUUUACAUUUGAUGGGGAUAAGGUCAGUCCAUCAGCAACCCCUGAAAGUUUGGGAAUGGAGGAUGAGGACAUCAUUGAAGUGCAUGCUAAGUCAAGGUGAUUGAGGUUUUUGCUUCAGGUCGGGGCUUAAUUCAACUUCUUGUUGCCUUCCAUGGAGCUGCACCGUGACCACCGUCGAUCCCUCUCGCCAGCUUCUCUGUAAAACUGAUGAGCCUAUAUACUCUGUUUGCCUUGCAAAUGUACAGUUUGUACCCGAUUUUUGUAGACUGGGAACUCGUUCUGCUAGGAAAGCCCAGCACCACAACACCCCCCCGCGUGCUAGUUAAUCGGUCUGAUCGCCAAUUUUUGGGGAAAAGAAA
This is a messenger RNA of Eucalyptus grandis, 1130 nucleotides long. RefSeq lists its product as uncharacterized. NCBI's taxonomy places the organism in Eukaryota, Viridiplantae, Streptophyta, Magnoliopsida, Myrtales, Myrtaceae. The transcript is spliced from 7 exons. Bases 194 to 871 code for a protein of 225 amino acids. The record is from RefSeq and is a predicted model, not a curated record.